CGAGCGUUGCUGAGUAAGGGAGAGCCAAGGAAAGACGCCUGCAUGAAGACUGAGCUGUUGAAAGACAUCACCAACAACAAAGAGGAAGGGUUUAAUGCCAUGGCUGCAGAUGAAAGCGCUACAGAGAAGCAAGUGGGGGAACCAAAAAUGGCAGUGGACGGUGAAACCAACGGUUCCUGUGAGCACAGCGAGGCUGGAGGGCACCCAAACCCAGCGAAAAACACUCAGGACAACACGAAAGUGAGCCAGCAGGACUCUGGGACUAAAUUAAAUAGGAUAGCAGAGAAUGGCAUCUCGGAGCGGGACGGAGAGACCGGGAAGCAAAACCACCUGAAAGCAAAUGACUUCACACAGACUUCUGUCACGGGGAGCAAUGGGUAUAUCCUGACCAAGCAGAUGGCUCAGGAGCAGCCCCUAAGGACUACCAGCACCUUUGCUUCCCUCACCGGCCAUGCUGCAAAAACCCUGCCCGGAGGAGCAGGAAAGGGCAGGACUGUGGGCUCCUUUUCCCAGCUCCAAGCCACGAUGCCAAGCAAGCUCGGGGAGGGCAGUAAGGACAUGGAUGCUAAAAAAGCCCCUGCUGCUAAUGCUGAAGUCAAGGUCCACAGAGCACGGAAGACAAUGCCUAAACCCACCCCCAGCCUGGAGUUCCUUCCUGAAUUUGGAUCGAAGCUGAAUCUGAAACAGCACGCAAGUAAAGACCCCAAAGAUGGGAGAGACAGCAGAGAUCAAAAAGAACCCAAGGAGAAGGAGUUUGAGAACAUGCUGGACUUUGUGAAGCCGUUGUCAUUGCCCUCUCUCCCGGGCCUUCACCAGUCACUACCUCAGAACCAGAGCUAUGUGGCCACCACGAAGUCGCAGACAGCUGCUGCAGUAUCUCGGAAGAAGAAGCGGAGAAUGGGAACCUAUAGCCUGGUUCCCAAGAAAAAGACCAAAGUGUUAAAACAGAGAACAAUGAUUGAGAUGUUCAAGAGCAUAACUCAUUCCUCUGCAGGUGCCAAGAGUGACAAGGACCUGGGUGAUGCCAGCCCUCACGUGAACGGGGAAAGCAUAGAUGUGGACUCUGAAGAGGAGGACUCUGAUGAGUUGGAGGAGGAGGAUGACCAUGGAGCAGAGCAGGCAGCCGUGUUCCCCGUGGAUGAGAACAGGACCUGUAAAGACAGUGCCUCUGAUGCAGACAACGCCAGAAAGAUCGAUGAUGGCGAGUCUGAGGAGGAACAGGAGUCUGUAGAGUCUGGGGAGGAGGAGGAGGAUGGAGACGAGUCUGACUUGAGCUCGGAGUCCAGUGUCAAGAAGAAGCUGCUGAAGAGGAAAGGGAAGACGGACAGUCCGUGGCUGAAACCCACCCGCAAGAGGAGACGGAGGAAUAAAAAGAAACAAGCCAGUGUUUUAGGUGCCGAAGCCUAUAAACCAUCACUGGGCAGGGAGGGCCCGGGCCAGGAGAACAGCAUGGAGUACAUGGAGGUGUCCCUGGAUUCCCUGGACCUGCGGGUGAAGGGCAUCCUGUCCUCGCCGGCGGGGGGUCUUUCCAAUGGCCCUGAAGCAAUGGAAGUAGAUGGUCUCCAGGAAGUUCCCCUCUGUAGCUGUCGAAUGGAAACCCCCAAAAGCAGAGAGAUCACCACGUUAGCCAACAACCAGUGCAUGGCCACGGAGAGCGUGGACAACGAGCUGGGCCGAUGCACAAACAGUGUGGUUAAGUAUGAACUGAUGCGCCCGUCUAACAAAGUCCAGCUUUUGGUGCUGUGUGAGGACCAUAGAGGGAGGAUGGUGAAACACCAGUGUUGCCCUGGCUGUGGAUACUUUUGCACUGCAGGCACUUUCAUGGAGUGUCAGCCGGAGAGCAGCAUCUCCCACCGCUUCCACAAGAACUGUGCCUCCCAGGUCAACGACACGAGCUACUGCCCACACUGUGGGGAAGAGGCCUCCAAGGCCAAGGAGGUGACAAUAGCAAAGGCUGACACGACCUCCACGGUGUCCCUGACCUACGAGCAGCAGAAACCAGCGGCCGUGGAGGGAAGGGCCGACACCACGACGGGCAGUGGCACUGGGACACGGUUGUCAGAGGAAGACAAGCCAGAAAGUUCAGCUGCUGAGGGGUUUGACAUGGCUGGGUCUUCAGUUUUUCCAAAGCCUACUACAAGCCUGACCCAGGGACCAGUUAAAGAAACUCUGGAAAGUGCCCUGAUUGCCCUGGACUCCGAAAAGCCCAAGAAGUUACGGUUCCAUCCGAAGCAGUUGUACUUCUCUGCCAGGCAAGGGGAGCUGCAAAAGGUCCUGCUGAUGUUGGUGGAUGGAAUUGACCCUAAUUUUAAAAUGGAGCACCAGAGUAAGAGAACCCCUCUCCAUGCUGCUGCUGAGUCUGGCCACGUGGACAUCUGCCAUAUGCUGAUUCAGGCUGGUGCCAACAUCGACACCUGCUCCGAGGACCAGAGGACCCCGCUGAUGGAAGCAGCAGAAAACAACCACCUGGAAACUGUGAAAUACCUUAUCAAGGCUGGAGCACUAGUGGAUCCUAAGGAUGCAGAGGGCUCCACGUGUCUGCACUUGGCAGCCAAGAAGGGACACUACGACGUCGUCCAGUACCUACUCUCCAACGGGAAGAUGGAUGUCAACUGCCAGGAUGAUGGAGGCUGGACGCCCAUGAUCUGGGCCACGGAGUACAAGCACAUCGAGCUGGUGAAGCUGCUGCUGGCGAAGGGCUCGGACAUCAACAUCCGUGACAACGAGGAAAACAUUUGUUUGCAUUGGGCUGCUUUUUCUGGCUGUGUGGACAUAGCAGAGAUCCUGCUGGCAGCUAAGUGUGACUUGCACGCCGUGAACAUCCACGGGGACUCCCCCCUGCACAUUGCAGCCCGAGAGAACCGCUACGAGUGCGUGGUUCUCUUUCUUUCUCGUGGCUCGGAUGUCACUUUAAAGAACAAGGAGGGUGAGACUCCGCUCCAGUGCUCCAGCCUUAACUCUCAGGUCUGGGUGGCCCUGCAGAUGAACAAGACUCUCAAAGAAUCAUCCACUGAGAAGCCUGCCCAGAUAGAGAAGGUGGUGAGCAGGGACAUUGCCCGGGGUUACGAGCGGAUCCCCAUUCCCUGCGUCAAUUCCGUGGACAGCGAGCCCUGUCCCAGCAACUACAAAUAUGUUUCACAGAACUGUGUCACCUCCCCGAUGGACAUCGACAGGAACAUCACUCAUUUACAGUAUUGUGUCUGCAUAGACGACUGCUCCUCCAGUAACUGCAUGUGUGGCCAGCUCAGCAUGCGCUGCUGGUAUGACAAGGAUGGCCGACUCCUGCCUGAGUUCAACAUGGCUGAGCCCCCCCUGAUCUUCGAGUGUAACCACGCGUGCUCCUGCUGGAGAACCUGCAGGAACAGGGUGGUGCAGAACGGGCUCAGGACUCGAUUGCAGCUUUAUCGGACACAAAAGAUGGGCUGGGGAGUGCGAACGAUGCAGGACAUUCCACUGGGAACCUUCGUGUGCGAUGUGGAGCUUUUCCCAUGCCUCUCCAUCUGUGGGAUCUGUGCUCAGCUCUUACCCCUCAGAAACACAAGUGAUGGGGGAAAAACACACGUGGGUUGUGCUGCAAAUGUGCUUAGCUCAGGUGUCACUGUGGAUGUCCAGGGCAGUUUGGAACAACCUUUUUAUGUGGGAUCUUUCUUUGUUUCAAUCCUGCCUUCUCCAGAGGUUUUCCAGUGUCACAGCUCUGGCUUUAAUCUGAUUCAGCAAAACACUGGAGCACCUGGCAUUAAGCACAUGUUUCAACCCUGACUCAAUAAAGCACUUAAAAACAAAAAAAUAUUCAGAUUUAUGUCAAGUGAAAACCUGCCACCAGACCCUACAGUUUUAGGCUUUAGAGUGGUAUAUGUACUUUGUUAAAUAUUUUGGGAAGUAUUUUCUUCAUUGCGAUAUCACAGUGAAUUAAGACCUUCUCAGUAAGGCUGGACUUGUGCCCGUCAUGGAAGUGUUGGGAGUUUUAAAAACUAGUUAUUGAUGUUUUGUGGUGUUGGGGUGAGGGAUUGAGGAAGAUUAUUGCAGUAUUUAAAAGAAAAAAUAAAGGAAAAGAUAAAUCUGCAGUUAAUUGGCCAAGUAUUUCUCCCAUGUUCGGAGCUGCCAGAUGCUAAAAUGUUUGUUUUAGAGAUAAAGCCAAAACCUGCCGUUUGUGGGGAGUGUCUCAGGUCUGACUUCAUGCAGGGCUUUCCAUAAGCACCAAAGGUCCCAGUGCCCUCGUUGAGUGCCCAGAGACAAGCCAGAGCCUGUGAGUGAACUGCUCCCAAA
Messenger RNA from Empidonax traillii (willow flycatcher), 4266 nucleotides. It is a transcript of the gene EHMT1, whose product is annotated as euchromatic histone lysine methyltransferase 1. Gene Ontology annotation, cellular component: nucleus. The record is from RefSeq and is a predicted model, not a curated record. Gene Ontology annotation, molecular function: histone H3K9 methyltransferase activity; p53 binding; zinc ion binding. The transcript has 25 exons. Lineage: Eukaryota; Metazoa; Chordata; Aves; Passeriformes; Tyrannidae. The coding region runs from base 43 to 3759 and encodes 1238 amino acids.